GAAGGGGCUGGGAUUUCAACGUCCGGAGUCUGCUGCCAGUUUGUCCAACUUUCAUUGUUACAGACAUUAUAUACCACAGUUUAACAAAAAGUAGCUGAUGCUAUAUAGGCGUACACCUAUCGCCAACCAAAUGCUCUUGAUCAGACAAAUGACAGCCAAGCACGCAACAGUCACCCCAGGAUGAGCAGGAGAAGCUCCUUGAUGAGGCUGUCCAGGGUGUUAAGGUUCAGUCUUUUCAGAUGAAGCGCUGCCUGGACCAGAGCCAGCUGAUGGAUGCAUUAAAGCAUGCGUCGAACAUGCUGGGGGAGCUGCGGACCUCCAUGCUGUCUCCGAAGAGUUACUACCAGCUCUACAUGGCCAUCUCGGACGAGCUGCACUACCUUGAGAUCUUCCUGACAGAUGAAUUUGCGAAGGGGAGGAAAGUGGCUGAUCUGUACGAGCUGGUCCAGUAUGCUGGGAACAUCAUCCCCAGACUCUACCUGCUGAUCACGGUGGGCGUGGUGUACGUGCGGUCAUUCCCCCAGUCCAGGAAGGACAUCCUGAAGGACUUGGUGGAGAUGUGUCGUGGGGUCCAGCAUCCGCUGAGGGGUCUGUUUCUCCGGAACUACCUGCUGCAGUGCACCCGGAACAUUCUUCCCGACGACGGCGAGCAGCUCAAAGAGGAGAUGACGGGGGACAUCAGUGACUCAGUGGACUUUGUGCUGCUGAACUUCACGGAGAUGAACAAGCUGUGGGUUCGCAUGCAGCACCAGGGCCACAGCCGAGACCGGGAGAAGAGGGAGCGUGAGAGGCAGGAGCUCCGCAUCCUUGUGGGAACGAACCUGGUGCGGCUCAGCCAGCUGGAUGGAGUCGACAUGGACAAGUACAAACAGGUGGUGCUGUCGGGAAUCCUAGAACAAGUGGUCAACUGCGGGGAUUCCCUGGCCCAGGAGUACCUUAUGGAAUGCAUAAUACAGGUGUUCCCAGAUGAGUUCCACCUCCAGACCCUCAAUCUGUUCCUGCGUUCCUGUGCAGAUCUACACCAGAAUGUCAACGUGAAAAACAUCAUCAUCGCUCUCAUUGAUAGACUGGCGUUGUUUGCUCACAGAGAAGAUGGCCCAGGCAUCCCUUCAGAUAUCAAAUUGUUUGACAUUUUCUCACAGCAAGUAGCUACAGUCUUACAGUCUCGACAGGACAUGCCGGCAGAGGAUGUGGUGUCUCUGCAUGUUUCCCUCAUUAACUUGUCCAUGAAGUGUUACCCGGACCGCGUGGACUACGUUGACAAGGUCCUGGAGAGCACUGUGGAGAUUUUCAACAAGCUCAACCUUGAACAUGUCGCGACCAGCAGUGCCGUAUCCAAAGAGCUGAUGCGUCUGCUGAAGAUCCCGGUGGACACCUACAACAACGUCCUCGCCAUUCUGCAGCUCAGGCACUUCCACACGCUCUUCCAGUGCUUCGACUACGAGUCCCGCAAGAGUAUGAGCUGCUACAUGCUGAGCAACAUCCUGGACUGCAGCACGGAGAUUGUGGGCCAGGAUCAGGUUGAGACCAUCUUGAGCCUGGUAUCAACACUGAUCCAGGAUCAGCCAGACCAGCCAGCAGAGGACCCAGACCCAGAAGAUUUUGCUGAAGAGCAGAGCCUGGUUGGCCGCUUCAUUCACCUCUUGCGCUCUGAUGACCUGGACGAGCAGUAUCUGAUUUUGAAUACGGCCAGAAAGCACUUUGGUGCCGGCGGGAACCAGAGAAUUCGGCACACGCUUCCGCCGCUGGUGUUUGCAGCGUACCAGCUGGCCUUCCGCUACAAGGAGAGCUCCGAAACGGAUGACAAGUGGGAGAAGAAAUGCCAGAAGCUUUUCUCCUUCGCCCACCAUACCAUCGGCGCGUUGAUCAAAGCUGAGCUGGCCGAGCUGCCCCUGCGGCUCUAUCUCCAGGGUGCGCUGGCGGCUGGCGCCGUCGGCUUCGAGAACCACGAAGUGGUGGCCUACGAGUUCAUGUCACAGGCCUUCUCCCUGUACGAGGAUGAGAUCAGCGACUCCAAGGCCCAGCUGGCGGCCAUCACGCUGAUCAUCGGUACCUUUGAGAGGACCCGCUGCUUCAGCGAGGAGAACCACGAGCCGCUGCGGACCCAGUGCGCGCUGGCUGCCUCAAAGCUGCUGAAGAAACCUGAUCAGUGCCGGGCCGUCAGCACCUGUGCGCAUCUCUUCUGGUCCGGGUGCAACACUGACAACAACGGAGAGGAAAUCCGCGAUGGGAAGCGUGUCACGGAGUGUCUGAAGAAAGCUCUGAAAAUCGCUAACCAGUGCAUGGACCCCUUGUUACAGGCCCAGCUCUUUACUGAGGUCCUGAACAGAUAUGUUUACUUCUACCAGAAAGGGAACGAAGUGGUGACAGUCCAGGUGCUUAACCAGCUCAUUCAGAAGAUUCGGGAGGUCCUCCCGAAUCUGGAGGCCAGUGAGGAGAUGGAGCAGAUUAACUGGCACUUCCGCAACACGCUGGAACACCUGCGGCUGCAGCAGGAGACGGCCGUGGCCGAUGGCCCGGUGUAUGAGGGCCUGGCCCUCUAGAAAUUGCCAAUUAUGGCAGAAUAUCCUGUCCAGUGCAAAAAAUACUUUUUUUUUCUUCUGAUAUUUCUCCUUUUUCUGUGUGACAAAAAAAAUGCCUUGCCACCCCAGGGUAGUGAUUUCUGUUUAAGAACAGAAGGUUCACCAGAUUUUUAAAAAAUCCAGCUUUACCUUGGAAAAUAUGGCAGAUGUUGCCAUAGAAAUACAAGCACUCGCACCCCCUUCCUUGCUUUCCAAGCCUGCCCUGUUAUUAUUGCCAAAAGAACUUUGCACUCCUGCGGUCAAAUUGGAUGUCGCUGGACGGCUGUGUUGGCGGCCCCCAUUUUCUGCUCCAGAGUCUGCACUUUCUGUGCACGGUCGCUGUGUUGUGUGGUGAGUGGGCAAGGUGAAACGCACUCUUCAGAAAGGAACAUUCGCUUGCGUUUCUGGGACAGCAGGAACAUUACCCAUCUAGCACAUCCAGUGUUUGCCGUUAAUAUUGUGUGGCAGAGGCCAUUUGCUGCACACCAAGGCUGCAUUGAGAAACGGCUGGGCGGAAGAAUGAAUGAGGUACACUGUGAAUGAGCAGUGUACUUCUGGGGUUGCGAGUGUUCUCACCACCAUGAAUGGUGGAAUACAGACGGCCUGGGAAGGCCUUUUAUUUCUGAAUAUAUUUAGCCUAAAAAAAGAUUAUUCCCCCACUUAAAAAAAAAAAAAUUUCUUUUUGUAUUAUUGUAAAUUGAAAAAUCAAAAAAAUGAAUAAAAUAAUCAUAAUAAUUUCACAAAUCA
Molecule: messenger RNA, 3308 nt
Organism: Anguilla rostrata (American eel)
Lineage: Eukaryota; Metazoa; Chordata; Actinopteri; Anguilliformes; Anguillidae
Gene: vps35
Product: VPS35 retromer complex component
Exons: 17
Coding region: 240-2543 (767 amino acids)
Biological process (GO): intracellular protein transport; retrograde transport, endosome to Golgi
Cellular component (GO): retromer, cargo-selective complex; late endosome; retromer complex
Source: RefSeq, a predicted model, not a curated record